GAGCAUAAGAGUUCCUGAGAUUGGAGCCCUUGGUUGAACUGAACCGUUAUUAAGCUGAAAAGGCAGAAACACUCCAGAUGUCCUCCAAUAGUUACCAAGUUUCAAUCCCGAUGUCAAAAAGGAACACCAAUGGCCUGCCGGGGUCCAGCUCCAAUGAGCUGAAGACGUCUGCUGGGGGAGCUGUGUUAAGCUUUCAUGACAUCUGCUAUCGAGUGAAAGUGAAGAGUGGCUUUCUUUUUUGUCGGAAAACGGUUGAGAAGGAAAUACUGACGAACAUCAAUGGGAUCAUGAAACCUGGCCUCAAUGCCAUUCUGGGACCCACAGGUGGAGGCAAAUCUUCGUUGUUAGAUGUCUUAGCUGCAAGGAAAGAUCCGCAUGGAUUAUCUGGAGAUGUUUUGAUCAAUGGAGCACCUCGACCUGCCAAUUUUAAAUGUAACUCAGGUUACGUGGUACAGGAUGACGUCGUGAUGGGAACGCUGACAGUGAGAGAAAACUUACAGUUCUCGGCAGCUCUUCGGCUUCCGACCACCAUGACAAAUCAUGAAAAAAAUGAGCGGAUUAACAUGGUCAUUCAAGAGUUGGGUCUGGAUAAAGUGGCCGAUUCCAAGGUGGGAACCCAGUUUAUCCGUGGUGUGUCUGGAGGAGAAAGAAAACGGACUAGUAUUGCAAUGGAGCUUAUUACUGACCCGUCCAUCUUGUUCCUGGAUGAGCCCACGACUGGCUUAGACUCCAGCACAGCAAAUGCUGUCCUUUUGCUCCUGAAGAGGAUGUCUAAACAAGGACGGACCAUCAUCUUCUCCAUUCAUCAGCCUCGUUACUCCAUCUUUAAGUUGUUUGAUAGCCUCACCUUGUUGGCCUCAGGAAGACUCAUGUUCCAUGGACCUGCUCGGGAGGCCUUGGGAUACUUUGCCUCCAUCGGUUACAACUGUGAGCCCUACAACAACCCCGCAGACUUCUUCCUGGACGUCAUUAACGGCGACUCCUCCGCUGUGGUGUUAAGCAGAGCGGACAGAGACGAGGGAGCCCAAGAGCCCGAAGAGCCUCCCGAGAAAGAUACUCCCCUCAUAGACAAACUUGCUGCGUUUUAUACCAACUCCUCCUUCUUCAAGGACACGAAGGUUGAGUUAGAUCAGUUCUCAGGGGGUCGGAAGAAGAAGAAGAGCUCGGUGUACAAGGAGGUCACCUACACCACCUCCUUCUGUCAUCAGCUCCGAUGGAUUUCCAGGCGUUCCUUCAAAAACUUACUGGGUAAUCCCCAGGCGUCCGUAGCCCAGAUAAUUGUGACGAUCAUCCUGGGCCUGGUUAUAGGUGCCAUUUUCUAUGAUCUGAAAAAUGAUCCCUCAGGAAUCCAGAACAGAGCCGGAGUGCUCUUCUUCCUGACAACCAACCAGUGUUUCAGCAGCGUCUCGGCCGUGGAGCUCCUUGUGGUGGAGAAGAAACUCUUUAUACAUGAAUAUAUCAGUGGAUACUACAGAGUGUCAUCUUAUUUCUUCGGAAAACUGUUAUCGGAUUUACUACCCAUGAGGAUGUUACCAAGCAUUAUCUUUACUUGUAUAACGUACUUCUUGUUAGGACUGAAGCCCGCGGUGGGGUCCUUCUUCAUCAUGAUGUUUACCCUGAUGAUGGUGGCGUACUCAGCCAGUUCCAUGGCCCUGGCCAUAGCCGCCGGUCAGAGCGUGGUCUCCGUGGCAACACUUCUCAUGACCAUCUCGUUUGUGUUCAUGAUGAUCUUUUCGGGGCUGUUGGUGAAUCUCAAAACGGUCGUGCCUUGGCUCUCGUGGUUACAGUACUUCAGCAUUCCUCGAUACGGCUUUUCGGCUUUGCAGUAUAAUGAGUUUUUGGGACAAAACUUCUGCCCGGGACUCAACGUCACAACAAACAAUACCUGUAGCUUCGCAAUAUGUACUGGCGCCGAGUAUUUGGAAAACCAGGGCAUCAGUCUCUCCGCUUGGGGCCUGUGGCAGAAUCACGUGGCCUUGGCGUGCAUGAUGGUCAUUUUCCUGACGAUCGCCUACCUGAAACUGCUACUCCUCAAAAAAUACUCCUUUCCCCUCUAGGUUACACCACUUACCCCCCAUUAAAGAGAAAGCAUUCUGGUUUC
Molecule: messenger RNA, 2101 nt
Organism: Sus scrofa (pig)
Lineage: Eukaryota; Metazoa; Chordata; Mammalia; Artiodactyla; Suidae
Gene: ABCG2A
Product: ATP binding cassette subfamily G member 2A
Biological process (GO): transmembrane transport
Cellular component (GO): plasma membrane
Molecular function (GO): efflux transmembrane transporter activity; ATP hydrolysis activity; ATP binding
Source: RefSeq, marked provisional